This is a messenger RNA of Carlito syrichta (Philippine tarsier), 881 nucleotides long. It is a transcript of the gene EMC8, whose product is annotated as ER membrane protein complex subunit 8. Gene Ontology annotation, cellular component: EMC complex. The transcript has 5 exons. The record is from RefSeq and is a predicted model, not a curated record. Lineage: Eukaryota; Metazoa; Chordata; Mammalia; Primates; Tarsiidae. Bases 88 to 513 code for a protein of 141 amino acids.
CACCUGCCUCUGGGCGGCCCGGGCGCCCACCACACCCUCUUCGUGGACUGCAUCCCCCUCUUCCACGGCACCCUGGCCCUCGCGCCCAUGCUGGAGGUGGCCCUCACCCUGAUUGAUUCGUGGUGCAAAGAUAACAGCUAUGUGAUUGCUGGUUAUUAUCAAGCUAAUGAGCGAGUAAAGGAUGCCAGUCCAAACCAGGUGGCAGAGAAGGUGGCCUCCAGGAUCGCCGAGAGCUUCAGCGACACCGCCCUCAUCAUGGUAGACAACACCAAGUUCACAAUGGACUGCAUAGUGCCCACCAUCCACGUGUAUGAGCACCACGAGAACCGGUGGCGGUGCAGAGACCCACACCAUGACUACUGUGAAGACUGGCCGGAGGCACAGAGGAUCUCAGCCUCACUCCUGGAUAGCCGGUCCUACGAGACGCUUGUGGACUUCGAUAACCACCUGGAUGACAUUAGGAAUGACUGGACAAACCCUGAGAUCAAUAAGGCCGUUCUACACCUGUGUUAGGCAGGCAUUGCAGUGGCUGGUCUCUGGGCAUUUCCACACGCUGAAGAAGAGCUAUUUUUAAAUGUAAAUAGAAUUUCGUAGCCUGUGUGGAAAGCUGACCGUUACAAGAAGUGGCAUGUGCCUUGAAAGAGUGUCAGUCAGUUGUCUUUCUAACAGGCUCUCGAAGAGCUGCGGGCUGUCCCAUCUGACUGUCCCCAUGGAGUCUCUCCCACGUGUAUGUUGCUGUAAUCUUCCAAAUCAGAGCACUUCUGCUUGUCCAAGAUUGUUCCUAUUAAACAGUUUUAACUAACCUUUUCUAAUCUGGAAAGAAUACUUUGUAAGGCUUAUGAACUAUCAUUAAGGAAAAAAAUAGCCCACACCUUAUACUC